Messenger RNA from Rhodamnia argentea, 1064 nucleotides. Its product is annotated as 2-hydroxy-palmitic acid dioxygenase mpo1-like. The transcript is spliced from 4 exons. Lineage: Eukaryota; Viridiplantae; Streptophyta; Magnoliopsida; Myrtales; Myrtaceae. Gene Ontology annotation, cellular component: endoplasmic reticulum. Gene Ontology annotation, biological process: sphingoid catabolic process. The record is from RefSeq and is a predicted model, not a curated record. The coding region runs from base 38 to 892 and encodes 284 amino acids.
UGGACUAACUAAGCGUAUUCCAAAUCAAGCCAAGAACAUGAUCAUUUCAACGCAAAGCAAUGCGAUUUCACUGAUCUCCCCCAAGUUAUCGACGCCCGUCCUCCACGGCGUCCCUCCACCAUCUUCCCAUGCUCUCAAUCGCCUCUCGCCUUCCCUGAACAACAGUCGCAUUCGCAUUCGCAUUCGCCCUCGAAACCCUUCUUGCCGGGCUCAAACCCGUGAGAAUCUAACGGACCCAUCAACCAUUUCCGAGGGAAAAGUCGAAACUUUCGCUGGAUUCGAGAUGGCGAAGACGGGAUUAUUCGACCUCGAGAGGCACUUCGCCUUCUACGGCGCGUACCACAGCAACCCGGUCAACGUGGCCAUACACACGGUGUUCGUGUGGCCGAUCCUCUUCACCGCCCUGCUCCUCCUCUGCUUCACGCCCCCUCUCUUCGGCCUCCCUCGCAUCGAGCUUUCUCUGUUCGGGCACGACUUGGCCUUGGUCUUGAACGUCGGGUGCUUGCUGACUUUGGUCUACUCCACGUUCUACGUGUUCCUCGAUCCGAGGGCCGGGUCUUUGGCCGCUCUGCUCUGCCUGAUUUGUUGGGUCGCUGCCAGUUUCGUCGCGAGCAGGCUCGGGUUCUCUCUCGCUUGGAAGGUUGUUCUCGUGGCUCAGAUAGUUUGUUGGACUGGGCAGUUCAUUGGCCACGGGGUCUUUGAGAAAAGAGCCCCAGCUCUUCUGGACAACCUCGCACAAGCCUUCUUGAUGGCUCCCUUCUUUGUGUUGCUGGAGGCCCUUCAGACAUUCUUCGGGUACGAGCCAUACCCUGGAUUUCGUGCGACGGUGGAAGCAAAAAUCGAUGCUGAAGUUAGUGAUUGGAAAGACAAGCAAGAGAAACUGAUUCCUUAAGCCUGUUCAAAGGUUUCUGUGCGCUCACUGGGGGCCGUUAACGCCACCAUCUUCUGUGAAUAUAAGCUUUGACUAGCUCAAGUCAUGCGUCUGCGCAUAGACCUUAUACUUUAACAUUCACGCAGCGAUGCGAAGAUAAAUGCAGAAGCAAUGAAAAGUCUUGUUUGUUUUA